This is a messenger RNA of Coffea arabica (coffee), 276 nucleotides long. The record is from RefSeq and is a predicted model, not a curated record. Lineage: Eukaryota; Viridiplantae; Streptophyta; Magnoliopsida; Gentianales; Rubiaceae.
AUGGAAAUUUCCAGUGACAAGCGACAGAAGCAUUUUAUUUUGGUACAUGGUGUUUGCCAUGGAGCUUGGAUUUGGUACAAGCUGAAACCAUUGCUCGAGUCAGCCGGCGGGCACAGGGUCACGGCGGUUGAUCUAUCUGCCUCCAGCAUCAACACAAAAAGCAUCCACGAGAUCCACACACUUGAGGACUAUGCUGAGCCAUUAAUGGAACUCAUGGCUGCAAUUCCAGCUGAUGAGAAGGUAAUACUAGUAGGUCAUAGCUAUGGUGGUUAUGCU